Messenger RNA from Mesorhabditis spiculigera, 270 nucleotides. Lineage: Eukaryota; Metazoa; Nematoda; Chromadorea; Rhabditida; Rhabditidae. The record is from the annotation of a GenBank genome assembly.
AUGGGCUACCGCGUCUACCUGACGACGCUCCUCUGGGUGCUGAUGUUCGUCGUCGCCGCCUAUGCGUUCAAGGAGGAGAACACCGCAAAGAAGGACGACGCUGCAGAUUUGGUGUUCGUGCUCACCGUCAUCAUAGGAUUUUGUUGCACCACCGGUCUGCCCAUUUGCAUCGUCAUUGGCCUCAUCAUCGUGUGCGUCGUGAAGAAGAAGGACGGUGGCAACAGGUAUCCGGCUGCAGCGGCGGCUCCAACGGCUCCAUCCCCCGGCCCG